This is a messenger RNA of Emiliania huxleyi CCMP1516, 3125 nucleotides long. RefSeq lists its product as hypothetical. The annotation marks the transcript as partial. Lineage: Eukaryota; Haptophyta; Isochrysidales; Noelaerhabdaceae. The transcript is spliced from 14 exons. The record is from RefSeq and is a predicted model, not a curated record.
AUGGAGCGCGAGUUCCGCGAGUUCCACAAGCGGAGGGCGGCGGAGAGCAAGCGCGUGCGCAAGGAGGAAUCGGCAACAGCAGCAGCACUCGGCGCAGCAGGCGGCAAGAAGAAGAGGGCGCCCAAGACGAAGGUCGCGGAUGAGAACCCGACGUCAUGCUGCCAUCACCCGAUCGCCUGCGCCAUUCGGCUCAAGGCCUUCGACGCGCUGGGCGAGCUACUGUCAUUCGAGUUCUCGCCGCUCGGGACGCUUGAUCGCUGCGCCGCGAGCCCCGCGCCCUCCUACUCGCCGGCGCCUCGCGCUCGCGCCGGCGGCCGCGCAUCGGUACGAGUGAACUUGAUCAACAACAUGUCAGAGAACAAGACGGAAGUGAAGGCCCGCAUCAUGCCGGCCGAAGACGGCAGCAUCAAGGUCGUCUUCUUCUCCGCGCCGAAGUCGCCUCCGCCCCUCGUAGCCAAGGCGCUGCGUGCGAGCGGCGCCAAGAACGCACCCGUUGAGGACGACACCGUGGCCGUGUCCGGCGCGGCGACCGCCCUCGACGAGAGCAUCCUCAAGCAAGAUCUGGCCGCGGAAGGGGCGACCGCCGCGGAGACUGUCGACUCGGACCGGGCCAAGGCCAUGUUUUCCGCCCACACGCCGAGCGCGAACGCCGAUUUCUGGUCCAAGCUCGCGCGCUCGACCGACCCACCGACGGCCCCCAACGGCGUCACCAAGAACGGCCCGGCGCUCGAGCCGGUCGCCAAAGUUGCCACGGCUGUCAAGCCGGCGGCGGCCGGCGGCGAGACGCUGCCGUCGACCAAGGAGUUUCCAGCGGAGGAGCCCGCCCCUUCGGGCAUCGCCGACUGGACCACCCCGUCGAACCCGCGCCGCAAGAACGGGCGCAAGGGCGCGUCCGCCCCGAUCGUCCGCACCAAGAGCAUCACCCCGGUCGGCGGCAAGAACAGGUUCGGGGCCCUGCUCGGAACGGACGGCAACGAGGGCAUCCUCGGUGGCACCGGCAAGGUGACCGGCGGCUCCACGCCGCCGACCGCAGACUCGGGCGCGACGGUCGACGUCGAGACGACCACGAAUACCACGCCCGAGGGCUCUGCCGCCGGCCGGUUCCCGUGGUCAAAGUCCUACAACUUGCUCCGCCUCUUUGGCAUCCUCGCGCUGAUCUGCCUCGGAGCCGCGUUUGCGCACUCCUCGUGCUCUGCCACCUCCGCGCUUCUCUCCUCGCAGCGGUACGACUCCCCGUGGCCGACAUCGCCUCCCGCAACCGUCGCGAAGCCGUUCACGCCGGCAUCGCCCAACGGAUUCUGCGAGGUUGGCGGCAACGACACCAGCUCGUUUGCAGCCAUCGUGUCGUCGGACAGCGCGCCCGCCAACCACCCGGGCGGACACGAGGACGGGCCCUCGUGGGAAGCACUGAUGGAAGCGAUCAAAGAGGCGGUGGGCGAGCCGUUGCACCUAAUUGGCGAGCCGCCGGCGUCCGUCAAGGACCUUUACGAGAAGCAGCCGGUUGUGGCCGAUUUGGAGACCGCCCCGGCCUCGCGCAACACCAUGGAGCGCAAGGGCGAGCCCGAGAUCGACUCUAUCGGUCCCGUCUACAGCAGCAGAUCGGGGAUCAUCGUUCGCGAAACCGUCCUGCCCGUGAACGGCACGUCGCCCGAGAUGCGGUCCGCCGACGCUCACGCGGAGCCGGCAUGGCCUGCAGAGGUCCGUGCCGCUCAGAUCUCCGAUUCGAACUCGGUCCAGUCCGAUAUCUCCUCCGUCUCACGUGUGUGCGCCGACCGGCAGCCACGCUGCGCCGCCCCCGUUGCGUGGCAUGCGGAGCCUCACCACGCACUCACCGACGAGCGCUCCAAGACCGACAAGCCGCCCGCGAACGCGCCGGUCGACAAGCUCUCCAUCGACCUGCCCUCCCCGUUCCACUUUCCCUUCAUGAGCGGACCCUCCUCUUCCGCGCCCGUCCGCACCCAGCAGCGCUGUCAGUUUUGGGCCGCCUUGUUCGUGCUGCUCGGAGCGUGCGGCGGCGUGCUGCCCUCGGUGCGGAGGAGCAGCUCGGGGCGCCUCGUGCGGUGCCGGACGGGGGCGAGGCGUGGCGCGUGGCUGCUGAUUCUCGCCGCGCUGCUCCCACUGGCAUGUGCACCAUCAGACCACACGUCUGGCUCAAUCGACUUCCAGGUCACUGUGGGUGGCGGCAGCUACCCGUCCGAGGUGUCGUGGACUCUGGUGUGCAGCGGCGCGUUGAUCGGCAGUGGAGGGGCCCCCUACUCUCGCACCCUGUCCGCGCCGCCCGGCGAGUGCACGCUCGACAUGUACGACUCGUACGACGACGGCUGGACCGGCAACGAGUGGAAGGGUGCGGGCUAUACGUUCACGCUCGACUCCGGAUCCUCCGGCACCAGCAAAACAGACUGCUCGGCUGGCUAUGUGCGCCGCGUAGAGCUAGCCGCCUCCCUGCAGCCCCUCAUGGCAGCGGGGCGAGAGAUGGAGAGGGCCACUGCCUCACACCCCGAUCUCUCCUCGCAACCGCAGUCCGGCGGCGUCGUCUACGCGUAUGUCAGCGGUGCGGUCUCGAUAAUCGACUCGGAUGUGAGGGACUGCUCUGCUGAAUACGGCGGCGGCGUCGUCCUCGCGUCUAGCAGCGGUGCGGUCUCGAUAACCAGCUCGAACGUUACAGGCUGCUCGGCUGGCACUCACGGCGGCGUCGUCGACACGGUUCAGAACAGCGGGUCGGUCUCGAUAAGCGGCUCGACCGUAUCGGGCUGCUCUGCUUGGAAAGGCGGCGUCGUCCACGCGUAUGUCAGCGGUGCGGUCUCGAUAAUCGGCUCGGCCGUGACGGGCUGCUCUGCUAAUAAGGAGGGCGGCGUCGUCUACGCGACGAACAGCGAGUCCCUCUCCAUCGCGGGUGUCGACUUCAUCGACAACAGAGCGGGAAUGUCCGGCUCGGUGCUGUACCUGGACGGACUCCGCCAACGCCCCUCGAUCAGCGCCGCCUCCUUCACCGGCAACACCGCUGGCGACGACAACGACGGUGCCACGAUACAGGCAGUAGUCAUCUCGCCGAUAAACUGGGACUGCCGCUUGGGCAGCUGGAUGCCGCGCAAGGGCUCCUUUUUUGGCGACUUCAGCGUCCCCGA